Closterium sp. Naga37s-1 is the source of this 3060-nucleotide messenger RNA. The record is from the annotation of a GenBank genome assembly. Lineage: Eukaryota; Viridiplantae; Streptophyta; Zygnematophyceae; Desmidiales; Closteriaceae.
AUGAUUCGCACAAUAAUAAUCGGCAAGGCAGCGCUUGGCGCGGGCGCGGGCGCGUUGGUUUCUACAACGACCCUCCCAGUGGCGAUGAUGAACGGCGGCUUCUACAAGCGUUACGCCGUGCGCGAAGUGCUGGGCGUGGGCGGGUACGGGGUGGUGCGCCGCUGCUGGGACAGGAAGUCGCGCACGGAGUUCGCGUGCAAGAGCAUCGCCAAGAGCAAGGCGCUGCGGUGCAGCGGCGGGUGGCUGGGACGGAGCCGCUGCGCGCUGCGACGGCAGGCGGAAGGCGUGAGCGGCGUGAAAAUAUGGCACACGGAAGUGGCGGCUCUGCUGCGACUGAGAGGCCAUCCGAACAUCGUGCAGCUGUACGGGGUGUGUGACGACGCGUACUCCUUGCACUUGCUCCUCGAGCUCUGCUCCGGCGGUGAGCUUCACGCCGCGCUUCACCGACACGCGUUGGAGGACUCCGUUGCCUCCACUGCUAGUGGGGUGGACGUCACUCGGAAGGCUCGCGCGGGACGCAAGGACAUGAUGAUAUUUCCUGACGCCAUCAGUUUAAGUGAUGAGUACGAGGACGUGAUUGAGGAAGAGGAGGAUAUGGAGAACUUUAAAGCUCUGCCUGAGGCUAUUGCUCUUGGUAUCUUCUGGCAGCUGGUGUCAGCCGUGCAUUCGUGCCAUGCAUGCGGCAUCGUGCACUGCGACAUCAAAUUAGAGAAUAUCCUUCUGUCACAACCUGCUGCAUCAAGUGCUCCCGGAGGAUGCAUGAAAGGCCUGCGCCUAGACGAGCAGAUCCCCUUGGUGAAGCUCUGUGACUUUGGCUCUGCGCUCUGCCUCGAUCAGGCCCAGCCUGAGGAGCUAUGGGCGAAGCAGGCUGAGCAGGAAGAGGAGGAAGCAGCUCAAGCGUCAAAGUCAAGGACAGCUGGUGGUGCAGCCCCUCCAUCAUCAUCACCAGCAGCAGCAGCAACCGCAUCAGCACAAGGAGCAGGCGGUAGAAGCGGAGGCAAACGAGCUCGUCAGCACCUGCAGUACGCAGUGAACGCAUGUGUGCGCGUGAACACGCUGGGAUCCGCGUUUGCUUGCGGAGAGGCGUCCCCAGGCAUUGGCGCUCUGCGAGUGCGGCACGAGGGGCAGCUGCUGACAGUCACAGGCACGGUUGUGCGCACAGGGACGGUGCAGAUGCUGGAAGGGCUGCGCGCAUUCACCUGCACCACAUGCAAGAGAACAUUUACGUGCUCCCCUGAACCAGAGGAGGGUUAUGCAGUGGAGGUGCCAUCUGCCUGUCCGUAUGUUGACAGCAAGCGGCGCAAGCGGUGCAAGGGGCGUGUGUUUGUGCCAGCUGACAGUCAGCGCAGCAACAACAACAGCAGCGGCGUAGCUGGUGUGGGGCGCGGUGCAUGCAUGGACUUCCAGGAGGUGAAGCUACAGGAGCACGUGCACGACCUGCCUGCAGGGCGCCUGCCCCGCUCCGUGCGAGUCGUGCUGUCCAAAGACCUAGUGGACACUGUACUGCCUGGCGAGGAUGUGGUGGUGGUGGGUGUGAUGGCUUGUCGCUGGCGCUCUGUUGCUCCUGGCGCUCGUUGCCUGCUUGAGCCCAUCCUGUGCGCCAACAACCUCUGCAGGAGCAAUGCACAGGAGUUGGAGGAGCAGGGGGAGGAGGACGAGGGGGAAUUCGAGGAUUUCUGGUGUGCCCAUGCCAGCAAUCCCCUUGCAGGCAGAGACAUCAUCCUGCGUAGCAUCUGCCCCCAGGUGUACGGCCUUGCUGCUGUCAAGCUUGCAGUGGCGCUGAUGCUGAUAGGGGGAGUGCCGCACACAGACCCCUCAGGCACCCGUGUGCGUGGGGAGAUGCACUUGCUGCUCGUUGGGGACCCAGGCACAGGCAAGUCUCAGUUCCUCAAGUACGCAUCCAGGCUGUGCCAUCGUGCUGUGCUCACCACUGGCCUGGGAAGCAGCUCCGCGGGCCUCACUGUCACUGCUGUCAAGGACGCAGGUCAGUGGAUGCUGGAGCCAGGGGCCCUUGUGCUAGCAGAUGGGGGUCUCUGCUGCAUCGAUGAAUUCAGCAGCAUUCAGAAGGACGACCAAGCAGCAGUACAUGAAGCCAUGGAGCAACAGACAAUAAGCAUUGCUAAGGCUGGCAUAGUCACCACUCUACCUUCCCGUUGCAGUGUCUUCGCAGUAACGAAUCCCAAGGGUGCAUACGACGCUGACACUUCUCUGGUGGUGAACACAGGGAUUGCCAGCCCCCUGCUGAGCCGCUUUGACCUUGUGCUGCUGCUUCCAGACACCUCCGAGGCCUCGUGGGACGAGCGCGUGGCCCAACACAUCCUUGCCGAGCACACAAUUUUCUCCUUGACUCCACCCACCGACCUCUGGUCAAUUCAAAAGCUUCGCAGCUACAUCCGGCGUGUGCGCCAGUCGUUCUCCCCCAUGGUAUCAGAGGAGGCACAGGCUGUCAUCAGUGCCUACUACCGCCAGCAGCGGCGCGACGCAGAGGACAACGCAGCACGCACAACCCUCCGCAUGCUCGAAAGCUGCAUCCGCAUAGCACAAGCGCAUGCGAGGCUCAUGUACCGCACGACAGUGCUGCGCCAGGACGCAGUGGUGGCAGUCACAGCCAUGGAUGCCUCCAUGUCCACCUCACGCCUCUUCCCCUCUCAUGCCCACACCAACGCUGCCUUCCCUGACGACCCUGCUGCUGCCUACUGUGACAUGGAAGCAAUAGUGUUGCAUCAGCUAGGCCUCUCAACCAUAAACUCUGACACGCCCACUGAGCCCCCCUUCUCAUCCACCCCUUCACCUGGAGUUCCCCCCAACACUCCUCUCACUGCCAACCAACACCACCCCAACGCUUACUCCAUUCCACGCGCUACGGCACGCGGGGGGGGCGCACCAGGCCCAAGGCGCAAGACCCCAUCAGCAGCAGCGGCGGCAGCAGCAUCAGAGCCAGGGAUGCAGGCAGGUGCACGUGGCCAUAGUGUGGGUGGGCCCAGGUUACAGCAGUGCUCGAAAGGGAGAGCGUGGUGGUCAGCACGGCGAGAGCAGGGUGAGGACGAGGGAGGCUUGUAG